AUGAACCGGAGAUGGGCCGCUUUAUACGAGACCGCCUGUUCGUGCGAGGCCUCGAGAGGGGGGGCGUGGGAGGCCAAAAGGGUUGCUUGGUUCCUUUCUCGUGCUGCGACGUGGCCCCGCCGCCACGGCCAUUUUGAGUUGGCGCAUUGGAUGGUUCCUGGGCUUGGUGUAGCAGUUGUGCAUCACAUAAUUGCCUCUUUUGUGCCGGCCCAGUCCCCUUUGGUGCUGGCGACAGGGCAGACGAGCAAAUGCGGCGCCGGCCUUGGAUGCCCCUCGUGCCUUCCAUCCAUGCAUGGUGCCCCUUCCCUGGCCUGGCGCUGGCCUGCGCCGCCCGCCCAGUGUGUUGGGAGCAAAAGUCGCCUGUCGGCUACCGGCGUGCUCCGCCCGGCUGCGGCCAAUGGCGCGCCAUUUUGUGCACUCAACUCGCGGCUGGGCCCCCCAGCAGAGUUGAGCUUGGGCAUGUCGCCUGCUGCGGGCAGGAGCUCUAGCCUGACGCCUGCCUCGUGGCUGCCGCAUCUGUGCAGCAGCGCCUGCAGCAGCGCCGUGUCAUCCAUUCGAGCUGCGCGAACAGGCCCCCACCUUUCUGCUCUCGACUUGCAGUCAGUGCUCACCCUCACGCCCGCUCCUGCUCUGGUCACUGCAACAAAAACGUCACGCCUCGUGUGA
Messenger RNA from Gaeumannomyces tritici R3-111a-1, 666 nucleotides. RefSeq lists its product as hypothetical. Bases 1 to 666 code for a protein of 221 amino acids. The transcript has 2 exons. Lineage: Eukaryota; Fungi; Ascomycota; Sordariomycetes; Magnaporthales; Magnaporthaceae. The record is from RefSeq and is a predicted model, not a curated record.